UUCGAAGGGUUGUAUUCCCCCGGUCUUGGUCAAAGUCGCUAUCGUCCCCGGUAUCGGUCGUCGGUUGUUGUUGGCCAUUUGGCUUGUCACAAGAAAGGAUACAUGAACUGUAGCAUCCAGCAGGCAGCAGCGGGAGUGCCAGGAUUUUAAAGAAGGAUAAAAAAGCGUGCCCUCUCUGGCAAACUCUGACAGGAAGUACAGCCGAAGCGUAAAGGCGUGGAAACCGGAACAACUGUGCGAAACUGUCAUCGCCUGUCUGCGGGCCGUCUACUGCUUCGCCCCAAAUAUCGUUGGUGGUUCUGAAGCCUCGUGGAGUGGAACUGCUUCUUGGCAGUCGAUUUUGUCGGCUGACUUUUUUGGUGGAGCACGUGAAAGCUUUCUGCGGAACAGACCCCCUUUUAGGUGGUGGGGUUGAAUAUUCAUGACCCCCCGAAUGCAUGCCGAGCACGCAGGUGAAUGUGUACAUGGCGACCGUCAAUUUGAACGGUGCGGUAAAUUUUGACCGAGAACCUGUCGCCGAGUGAUGAAAAUAUCAGUGUGAUGAUUAAAGUGUUGGUGGAUGGCGCAAGUUGGUUGAUGAUGAUGUUGGUGGGAUUCGCGUUUUGCGGGGCUACUACUGACGAUGGAUUAAUGCUUAAAAGCUUGACCACCACUUGAUGCGCGUUCGUCAUCAUCGCUUUGGGAUGCUGAGUGAGUUUGAUCAGCAAGCAGCAGUAGCCGCGAGCAAUUUUGGUUUUGGAUGCAGUGAAAUAUUGGAACUGAACGAACAUAAGCUGGUGUGGUUUUGUGCGAUAAAUGACGCACAGCAUCGUUUUAAGAUUAUAUGCGCGGCAGCCUGCAAUUAGUGAGCGACGAUUGUCAACGAGUGUCCUCAUUCAUUGAGGAUUCCAUCAAUGUGGUCCCAACUGUUCGUUGAGUGUGAAGAGUGAUUGUGAAAAGUGCGCGAUAAAAAGUGGCGAAAAGAUAGGUUUAUAAAACUAAAGAACCAUUGAAAAAAAAAACAAGAAAAAUGAGCCGCAACCAUCGAUGGAUUACCGAAAUUGGCAGUAGCGGGAGCACCAUCUGGUGGCGACUUCUAGCACUUUUGCAGCUGCAUCUACUGGCUUUGGUGCAGCCCACUCAUGGAUACUUUGACCUGUUUCUGAACCACUCAGAAGUAAUAAAAUUAAUGGGAAUUGAGGCGGAUCUGUUCUACGUGCGCGAUGGAGCCAUUAACGACUACGCCAUCAGCUUCGUGGUCCCGAUGAAGACCGGCAUCGACGAGCUGCAGUUUUCCUGGCAGAGCCGGACGGCAUAUCCGCUGCCCUACACGAUAUCGGUUCACUACGACGACCUGGAGGGAGCGCUGCAACAUCCGGAGCUGAACAUCCCGAGCAGUGGCAUCAUCCCCCGGACGGUUGAAUCCUUCUCGGUCCAUUUGCUCUGUUCCGGAAAUGUGUCCAAGGAGGUGCCAGUCGGGAUUCACCUGCACGUCGAGGGCCCACCGAAGCACAACGACACCAAAUUGAUUAUCCGGAGGAAUAAAAUUUGCAUCAAAGGUAUCUUCCCACCGCGGCAUCGACUCCCGGCAGCGGAAAUUGCACCCCCACAAGGCCCGGCCCUGCUCGGUGCCGCCGCCUGUGCCCUCGGAUUGGUCCUCGUCGUCGGGCUCAUCGCCAGUGCCAUGUACGUGCGGGCCCGGAAGCAGAUCCGGCAGGAUUCACUCCACACCAGCUUCACCACAGCUGCAUAUGGCAGCCAUCAGAAUGUGUUCAUCCGGUUGGAUCCCCUGGGGCGACCUCCGAGUGCCAACAGUGGCUCCUACGCCACCAUCGCCAGCCUCAGCAAAUAUCCCAUUAGCGAGUCGAAAAAAUCAUGGUUCCGGAACACACCCUCGCCAUCGCCCUACGCAACGGCACUGCUUCCGCUAAACCAUGGCCAUAGCAACACCGGCCUAGCCACUACCGAGUCGGUGUACGCCAAACCGGAAUCGGUUUGUCCCUCCCGGGUGUCCUAUUACGCUUCGUCGCAACUCACUCAGGUGUACAGCCUAUCGACGCCGGCCCGAAGUAUCCACAGCAACGGAUCCAAUCCGAAAGACAAGCUGAGGCGAAUUGCCGUCUCACCGGAUACCAUCCACUGUCAGCAGCUGGUUCAAGAGGGCACCUAUGGCCGGAUCUUCUACGGGGUGCUGCAUCAUCCGCUCGGUGAAACCCGGGAUGUCCUCAUCAAAACCGUCGUCGACGGAGCCUCGCUAAGUCAGGUGGCCUAUCUGCUGUCCGAAGGAUCGACCCUCUGCGGAGUGUCCCAUCCGAACAUCCUUUUUCCGGUGGCAGCUGUCACCGAGCUAUCGGGACCGCCGAAAGUGGCCUACCCGUUGGCCGCGAAAGGAAACCUCAAACUAUACCUCCAGAGCUGCCGUGAUAUUGGCAUGCAAAGUUCGGGAAUGUCCCUCAGCACCCGGCAGCUGGUGGAAUUUGGCCUGCAAGUGGCCCGGGGGAUUUCGCAUCUCCACUCUUUGGGGGUCCUGCACAAGGAUAUCGCCACCCGGAACUGUGUGCUCGAUUCGGAGCAAAACGUACGAAUCUGUGAUAACGCACUGUCGCGUGAUGUGUUCCCGAACGAGUAUCACUGUUUGGGCGACAACGAGAAUCGGCCGAUCAAGUGGUUGGCGCUCGAGACGCUGGAGAAGAAGUUCUACACGGCCUCGAGUGAUAUCUGGAGCCUGGGGGUGCUGCUGUGGGAACUGUCCACCCUGGGGGCGAUGCCAUUUGAGGAAGUGGACUCAUUUGAGCUGGCCGCUUAUCUCCGGGAUGGAUACCGGUUAGCACAGCCAGUCAACUGUCCGGACGAAUUCUACACGGUGAUGUCCUGCUGUUGGUUAGCGGACUACAAGCAGCGGCCCUCGUUUCCGCAGCUAAUUGCCUACCUGCACGAUUUCCACGAGGACCUGGGCAAGUACGUCUAGCGUGUCGAGCGCCGAUUUACGGACCCGUUUGAGCCGGGAAAAACAAAAACAACAUCUCCAGGGAAGGAAGCCCGGAUUUGGAACCGAAAUGAAGAACAUCGGGGCUGACGAACGAACCACGUUUAAUGAGCAAAUGGUAAAGUUUUUCCUGGAAUGGCCACGGAUUUGGGAAGUUUCCCAUAUCCCACAACUACUUAACCGAUGGACUAACGUUUGUUGUUACCUACUUUUUUUUGCUCUUUCCAAAGGACCCGGAACUGUUGCUUGUGGUGCUUUUUUGACGAACUAGUCAGGCUGGAGCAAUAAACUGAAUAUGUACACUUCAGGCAGAAGCGUGAGGCGAAAGACGAUAGGGAAUCACGAAAUCAGAUUAGGGAAAGAAGUGCAAUAAUUUAUGGAACAAACAAGGAUAGUUAAGCGAUGAGCGAGGAAACAGAGGCAAUUUAUUUUUCAAUUAACUUCUUUCAAGCUCUUAUUUUUUUUGCUAAGUCGGUUUUGAUUUCCAUCACUCAAUUGUUUACAAAAGUUCAUACAGCAAGGUCAGUCAUAAUUUUAAAUCAAAACAAAUGAUUUUGUUUCUACUUUCCUUAAUUCUAAAAUUUAGUAUCUGAAUUGCUUAUUAAUUUUCCACUGUUUGAUUCACAUGUCCGUUAUGUUACAAUUCAAUUACUUCCUUAUUGAAAGUUGAAUCUAGUCUAGAUAAAAUAGUAAAAAAUCCAUUAAAGUGAACCAAGAUUAUGUAUGAACGUUGUGAUUCCAGAGCUGUUCGAUCCGGUGUAAUCUGUCGUGUUAAGUCAAACAUUACCGAAAAAGUAGAUUAAGAAAGUAAUCUAGAAUCAAAUGUUGUUAUCAAACUAGUUCGUAAGCGUAAAGUAUAAAGUUAAUCCAAAUCGAGCGUUUUAGUAGGAUUACGAAUAGAUAGAUAGAGUUAGUAGAGCAAAGCGGAGUUGGAAGGAAAUGAUUCUAAAACAACAAAAAAAUCACCCAAAACAAAACAAAAACAAACUAACAAACAAACAGAAUUCUCCCAGGAAAAAUUUGACGGAGAAAAGUUCAAAAGUGUACACACCAAAACAACAACAACAAAACCAAACCGGAAAAUAUCCAGAACAGAUUUAUAUUGGUAUUUAGAUAUAUUUUUGUUACACAGAAUUUUUAUAAGGCGAUUAGCGGCGAAAACAGUAGCAGCUAGCGGAAAGCGACGAGAAGAACAAGAAGAAGAAAAAAACAAAACCAGUGCUGCGGUGCAUUGUUAGAGAAAAUUAUUUUACGGAUAGUAGUUAAAAGGCGGAACGGAACCCGCAAAACAGCUUCGAAUUUGACGCUGAGAGUGGAAGAGAUGGCACAAACAAAGAAUCGGCGGAACCAUCCGGGGAAAACG
Molecule: messenger RNA, 4328 nt
Organism: Uranotaenia lowii
Lineage: Eukaryota; Metazoa; Arthropoda; Insecta; Diptera; Culicidae
Gene: Drl-2
Product: tyrosine-protein kinase RYK
Exons: 14
Coding region: 1010-2947 (645 amino acids)
Biological process (GO): protein phosphorylation; multicellular organism development; axonogenesis
Cellular component (GO): signaling receptor complex
Molecular function (GO): ATP binding; protein kinase activity
Source: RefSeq, a predicted model, not a curated record